CAAGAUGCACUUGUCAAGGGGGUGCAGGAAGCCAUUUUGUUAUGUUUGCUAUGUGGCUAGCGCCACAUCUCCAGCGGUAGCAUAAUGAUGGAUAUUUUGAGAUUGAAUAUAGCUUUUAAUUUGUUUCACACAUGGAAGUCUGAAAUAUAUAACAUUUAAUAUUUGCCUAAUUUUAAUACGGUCCAGGGAGGGACGCAGUGGAUAUACUAAAUUGUUUGUUUCGCUAACUAAACUAGGCUAGCUAACGCGUUAGCUUACUUCAACGAAAUCUAUUUUUCAGUUGUUCGGUUCAUCCAAAAGUUUCUCUUUUUUUGAGUUUUAUGGCUUUGGUCUAGGUAUCUACUUUUGUUCAAGUGAGGGAUCGGACUAAGUGGUGCAUCGUACAUGAAUUAAGAAACAGGGUCAGAGUUGUAUAAUCCAACUUUAGGCUCGUUUGAGAGGACGAGUAGAAGUGCCGCUAACAACUCUUCACAACAACGGCCCUCUGCAUUGAUCUAAUCAUGGCAGAAGACAUACGACAGGACAAGAAAGCCAACUUCUCUGCUCUGACGGAGCACAACAACAACGGAGUGACAAAGAUUUCUGGCCUGGCCUCCAACAAAACUGGCGCCUCCAAGAAAUUAGUCAUUAAAAAUUUCAAAGACAGGCCAAAGCUAGCGGACAACUACACUGAGGACACCUGGCUGAAGCUGAGGGAUGCGGUAGGAGCCAUCCAGAACAGCACCUCCAUCAAGUACAACCUUGAGGAACUCUACCAGGCGGUGGAGAACCUGUGUUCCUAUAAAGUCUCCCCCACACUGUACAAGCAGCUCCGUCAGGUCUGUGAGGACCAUGUCCAGGCCCAGAUACAUCAGUUCAGAGAAGAGUCCCUGGACAGCCUGUCUUUCCUGAAGAGGAUGAACCGAUGUUGGCAGGACCACUGCAGACAGACGAUCAUGAUCCGGAGUAUCUUUCUGUUCCUGGAUCGUACCUACGUGCUCCAGAACUCCCUGCUCCCCUCCAUCUGGGAUACCGGGCUGGAACUCUUCCGGAACCACAUCGUGAGUGACGGGGCUGUCCAGAAGCGCACGGUCGACGGGAUCCUGGAACAGAUCGAACGCGAACGCAACGGAGAGACAGUGGACCGCAGCCUUCUCCGCAGCCUACUGGGCAUGCUCUCAGACCUGCAGGUGUAUAAAGAGUCGUUUGAGGAGCGUUUUUUGAUGGAGACUGAUAGGCUGUACGCUGCAGAGGGACAGAGGCUGAUGCAGGAACGAGACGUGCCGGAGUACCUGCAUCAUGUGGCUCGUCGGUUGGAAGAAGAGAACGAUCGUGUCAUCAGCUACCUCGACCAGAGCACUCAGAAGCCACUUAUCUCUAAUGUGGAGAAGCAGCUGCUUGGAGAACACAUGACGGCCAUCUUACAGAAAGGUCUCAGUAUUCUGUUAGACGGUAACCAGCACUGGAGACCAGGUCUCAGUAUUCUGUUAGAAGGUAACCAGGUGAUAACUCCAGGUCUCAGUAUUCUGUUAGAACCGGGUGAUGGAGCUGGCUCUAACCAGCUCUUCAGUAAGGUGAAAAUGACUCCCAUAACUGCAGCACUGGAGAGACUACAUCAAGGGCUGUUUCAACAUAAAACGACCUUCAUCAAUAUGAAGGAGGCCUUUGAAGCUUUCAUCAACAACAGACCCAACAAACCUGCUGAACUCAUCGCGAAGUACGUGGACUGUAAGUUGAGGGCGGGCAACAAGGAAGCUACCGAGGAGGAGAUGGAGAGAAUUCUAGACAAGAUCAUGAUCAUCUUCCGCUUCAUCCACGGGAAGGAUGUGUUCGAGGCCUUUUAUAAGAAGGACCUGGCCAAACGCCUGCUGGUGGGGAAGAGUGCCUCCGUGGACGCUGAGAAGUCCAUGCUGUCCAAACUCAAACACGAGUGUGGAGCGGCCUUCACCAGUAAGCUGGAGGGGAUGUUUAAGGACAUGGAGCUCUCCAAAGACGUUAUGAUCCAGUUCAAGCAGUACACCCAGAACCAGAGUGAGCCCAGCCAGCUGGAGCUGUCAACAUCCUCACCAUGGGCUACUGUCCUACAAUGGAGGUCCACCUGCCCCCUGAGCUCUUCCGCCUCCGCCUCCUCGCUCUUCCGCCUCCCGCUCUCUUCCCCCCCUGUUCUUCGCUCUUCCCAGAUGGUGAAGCUCCAGGAGGUAUUCAAGCUGUUCUAUCUGGGGAAACACAGUGGCAGGAAGCUCCAGUGGCAGCCCACCCUGGGCCACGCUGUUCUGAAGACUGAGUUUGGUAAGAAGGAGCUGCAGGUGUCUCUGUUCCAGACGUGUCUGUGUGUCUGUCUACAGGGUAAGAAGGAGCUGCAGGUGUCUCUGUUCCAGUGUCUGUCUACAGGUAAGAAGGAGCUGCAGGUGUCUCUGUUCCAGAUGUGUCUGUGUGUCUGUCUACAUGGUAAGAAGGAGCUGCAGGUGUCUCUGUUCCAGACGUGUCUCUGUGUGUCUGUCUACAGGGGUAAGAAGGAGCUGCAGGUGUCUCUGUUCCAGAUGUGUCUCUGUGUGUCUGUCUACAGGGGUAAGGAGCUGCAGGUGUCUCUGUUCCAGAUGUGUCUCUGUGUGUCUGUCUACAGGGGUAAGAAGGAGCUGCAGGUGUCUCUGUUCCAGAUGUGUCUCUGUGUGUCUGUCUACAGGGGUAAGAAGGAGCUGCAGGUGUCUCUGUUCCAGAUGUGUCUCUGUGUGUCUGUCUACAGGGGUAAGAAGGAGCUGCAGGUGUCUCUGUUCCAGAUGUGUCUCUCUCUGUCUGUCUUCAUAGCAUUUGGGCUCAUUCAUGAAAUGUAUGUAAUUUCUCCAAUUGAACUUGAUGUAUAUGGAAGUAGUGUAACCGUGAUCUGUGUCCCCGUUCCGUCCCCAGAGGAGGGUGAGUUGAGGCGUACCCUGCAGUCUCUGGCCUGUGGGAAGGCGCGCGUCCUCAAUAAGAGUCCCCGGGGGAAGGACAUAGAAGACGGAGACCGCUUCAACUUCAACAACGACUUCAGACACAAACUGUUCCGCAUCAAGAUCAACCAGAUUCAGAUGAAGGAAACGGUAGAGGAGCAGGUGAGCACCACAGAGCGUGUGUUUCAGGACAGACAGUACCAGAUCGACGCUGCCGUUGUCCGCAUCAUGAAGAUGAGGAAGACCCUGGGCCACAACCUGUUGGUGUCAGAACUAUACAACCAGCUCAAGUUCCCCGUCAAGCCUGGAGACCUGAAAAAGCGGAUUGAGUCGCUGAUUGACAGAGACUACAUGGAGAGAGACAAGGAGAGUCCCAACCAGUACCACUAUGUGGCCUGAGGGGGGCGCCACCUCCAUCCUCCACCCCUCCGGUGCCCUGCCAGUGGGCUCAGCGAGUCAGCAUCAGCUGGCCCUGAUAUAGCCCCAUCUCUCCUUGAACUGCCCCACCCCCUCACCGCCCCUCCCCCUGCU
Molecule: messenger RNA, 3437 nt
Organism: Oncorhynchus gorbuscha (pink salmon)
Lineage: Eukaryota; Metazoa; Chordata; Actinopteri; Salmoniformes; Salmonidae
Product: cullin-4A-like
Exons: 27
Coding region: 501-3305 (934 amino acids)
Biological process (GO): DNA damage response; ubiquitin-dependent protein catabolic process; protein ubiquitination
Cellular component (GO): Cul4A-RING E3 ubiquitin ligase complex
Molecular function (GO): ubiquitin protein ligase binding
Source: RefSeq, a predicted model, not a curated record